GAAGUAAAGUAAACUGGUUAUCACCAUAAAAUUGGUGACUUGUUUCGUCGGCUUGGAAGUUGAAAUACAUUAAUUAUCUGUUUAUUCAAAUUAUGGCUGUAAACGAAAAUGCUCUUCGGAAAAUGCUGGCUAAGAGUUAUAAAUACAGAGACCUGACCAUUAGGGAUGUCACUAAUGUGACAAAUCAGUACAAGGACCUGAAGACUGUGAUGGACAUUUAUGUGUUCAACGAUGGCAACAACAGAGAGUUACUAAGUCUUACAGGAACUGUACCAGUGAACUUUAAAGGAACUGUAUACAACAUUCCCAUUUGCCUGUGGCUGCUAGACACCUAUCCAUACAAUCCUCCCAUCUGCUUUGUCAAGCCCACCAGUGCCAUGAUGAUCAAAACAGGGAAACAUGUCGAUGCCAAUGGAAAAAUCUACCUCCCGUAUUUGCAUGAAUGGAAACAUCCGGAGUCAGAUUUGUUUGGGCUGAUCCAGGUGAUGAUUGUGGUUUUUGGAGAAGAGCCACCAGUUUUUGCCAGGCCCACCACACAGACCGCUUAUCCAGGAUUCCAAGCUGCUGGUCCACCUAACACUUCCUACCUGCCAAACACACCAAAUACUCCAUUUGGCCAGAGUUACUCUCCUAACCCAGGAGGGUUUCAAGGUUAUCCCUACCCUGCUGCCACUUCUGGAUACCCAGCCACAUCUGGAACACCACACUAUACUCCCACCACAGCUGGAGGUCCCAGUCGUGAUGCCACCAUUGGUGAGGACACAAUCCGAGCAUCUCUGGUGUCUGCAGUGAGCGAUAAGCUGCGCUGGCGGAUGAAGGAGGAGAUGGACCGAUCUCAGGCUGAACUGGAUGCUCUCAAGAGGACCGAGGAGGACCUGAAAAAGGGACACCAGAAGCUGGAGGAGAUGGUGUCCAAACUGGACCAAGAGAUAGCUGAUGUGGACAGAAACGUAGAACUGCUGAAGAAGAAGGAUGAGGAGCUCACAGCUGCUCUGGACAAAAUGGAGCAGCAAUCAGAGAAUAGUGAUAUCGAUGAACUCCUCGUACCCACAGCGCCGCUAUACCGCCAAAUUCUGAACCUGUAUGCUGAAGAGAACGCUAUCGAAGACACUAUCUUCUAUCUGGGUGAGGCUCUACGCAGAGACAUCAUCGACUUGGACGUCUUCCUCAAGCAUGUGAGACUUCUCUCACGGAAGCAGUUCCAGUUGCGUGCUUUGAUGCAGAAAGCCAGAAAAACUGCAGGCCUCAGCGACCUCUACUGACCAACUCAAAGCUCAACACUUCUCUCCUUUUUCUCUCUUCUAUUCUCUUUCUGUUCUAUCUAACCCUGCAGCCAGUGCAUUAAAAACACUUGAACUACAAA
Molecule: messenger RNA, 1363 nt
Organism: Ictalurus punctatus (channel catfish)
Lineage: Eukaryota; Metazoa; Chordata; Actinopteri; Siluriformes; Ictaluridae
Gene: tsg101b
Product: tumor susceptibility 101b
Biological process (GO): protein modification process; protein transport; endosome to lysosome transport
Cellular component (GO): ESCRT I complex
Molecular function (GO): ubiquitin binding
Source: RefSeq, marked provisional